AUGACAGAGCCUCGGGCUGGGGAAAAAAAAUGCCAAAAUCCGUUUCCAGCGAGGAGCCUAAGCUCGGGCGCAAGGUGGGACCCAGCAACCUGGGCUGGCCCGAGGGCAAGGUUGGCCCGAGCUCCAGCCCUCGUUUUGGUGUUGACGUCAACGCUACAUUACCGCUACAGUGCUAACGUGCUACAGUGCCGCUAA
Prunus armeniaca (apricot) is the source of this 195-nucleotide messenger RNA. The record is from the annotation of a GenBank genome assembly. Lineage: Eukaryota; Viridiplantae; Streptophyta; Magnoliopsida; Rosales; Rosaceae.